Erinaceus europaeus (western European hedgehog) is the source of this 734-nucleotide messenger RNA. RefSeq names its product ribosomal large subunit pseudouridine synthase B-like. Bases 113 to 619 code for a protein of 168 amino acids. The record is from RefSeq and is a predicted model, not a curated record. The transcript has 2 exons. NCBI's taxonomy places the organism in Eukaryota, Metazoa, Chordata, Mammalia, Eulipotyphla, Erinaceidae.
UUAGAUGAAGAUCAUCGGAAGAAAAGCAUCAGGAAGUUGAGACAUAGGGGGGGGGUGUCCCCCUCUCCCCCCAACGUCAAGAAAUCAGAAAAACAAGGCUCGAUGUUAUUGCAUGUCCCCUCUUACUGAAGGGAAUGCAAAGUCGGGAGCAGAGGCAAGGCAAGGCAAGGCAGGGCAGGAAAAAGGAAAGGGAAAAGAGAGGGAAGGGGAGGCGAGGCGAGGCAAGCACAAGGGGCUCGCGGCACAGGCCCGUCCAGCUCGCCCCGCCGUCAACCUCACGGACGCGACGGGGCCGCCCGGCCACGCGCACGUCGGGCCCCGAGGCCCCGGGCGGGGCGGACCUACCGCUCGGCGGCCGCAGGGGAAACUCCCGCCCCGUCGCGCCCCGGACUCUCACCGCAAAGGACCGAGCGGCUGCCGGGCGGGGGCCCGGGCAGGGAGCGCGCGCGGCGAGGGGCGCCGGACCCAGAGUCCGGGUGCCAACCAGCCUCCAGAGAAAAACAACAACAACAACAACAACAACAAGGGGGCGGGGGUGGGAGGAUUCCCCCGUGGCGUCUGGGGAAGGACUGGAACCCAGAAGCCAUCUUGGGAGUUCAUUAAGAAAAAACGGAUUUAGGAGGUGGUGCAGUGGAUAAAGCAUCAGACUCUCAAGCAUGAGGUCCUGAGUUCAAUUCCCCGCAGCACAUGUACCAGGGUGAUGCCUGUUUCUUUCUCCUCCUAUGUUUCUCAUU